AUGGCGAUGAUGACUGGCCGUGUGCUGCUGGUGUGUGCCCUCUGCGUGCUGUGGUGCGGUGUCUGCGGUGGUGGACUUGCUGAAACAACUCAGGGUCUUUUGGAUACUGCGUCCGAAGAGAGCGAGAGUCCUAAAAAAAACAAAGAUACUGGUGGUAGUGCUGGAACAGAUGGCCCAACCGCUGAAACGAAAGCUCCACAAGCAGCAGACCGAGGGUCGAAGGAGCAGGAGGGCACAGUGGAACAAGCAGCAGCAUCGGUGCCAGGCGUAACGGGAGCGGGAGCGGGGAUGGAGACGGCACCACAACCCGGAAGAGAAGCAACAGAAUCGGCAAAAGGAACGAGGGGAAACAAGGAGGAAACGAAAAAAGAAGAGGAGAGUGAAAAGGAAUUGGAGGAGGGAGAAGAGGAAGAGGAAGAGAAAAAAGAGGAAGAAAGGGAGAAGGAAAAGAAAGAAGAAGACGAUACCGACGCCAAAAAGGGGAUUUCAGCAGACAGUCAAGAGCAGCGAAGUUUACCCUCUGGUGCGGAGGGAGCAUCGAAUCAAACAAAGCCUAAAAGCGCUCAAACAACUGACGUCAAUGACCCCGCAGCUGAAGGUGCAGGGAAAAGAAAAGAAAAACAAAAUGAAAAUAAAGAAGCCAAUCCGAAGAAAACACCAGUCGAAGCCACAGCAAUGAAAACGACAACGGCUACCCCUGGCGACAGUGACAGCAGCACCGCGGUCCCCCACACCACCUCCCCUCUUUUGCUUCUUCUUGUUUUUGCGUGUGCGGCUGCGGCUGCGGUGGUGGCCGCGUGA
Messenger RNA from Trypanosoma cruzi, 801 nucleotides. Its product is annotated as mucin-associated surface protein (MASP), putative. The coding region runs from base 1 to 801 and encodes 266 amino acids. The transcript has a single exon. NCBI's taxonomy places the organism in Eukaryota, Euglenozoa, Kinetoplastea, Trypanosomatida, Trypanosomatidae. The record is from RefSeq and is a predicted model, not a curated record.